Messenger RNA from Chelonia mydas (Green sea turtle), 1335 nucleotides. It is a transcript of the gene LRRC69, whose product is annotated as leucine rich repeat containing 69. The record is from RefSeq and is a predicted model, not a curated record. The transcript has 8 exons. Gene Ontology annotation, molecular function: protein binding. Bases 33 to 1076 code for a protein of 347 amino acids. Lineage: Eukaryota; Metazoa; Chordata; Testudines; Cheloniidae.
AGCCGCGGUCGCUGCCGCGUAAAGUUGGGGCAAUGGUGGAGCGGCUGCUGCUGCGGGCGCGGCGGGGCGGUCCUGGGACCCGCUCGGUGUCGCUCCGCGGGCUCCGGCUGCAGCGCGUACCCCGGGGCCUGGCGAGCUUCCCGGGGCUGCGCGCCCUGAGCCUGCGCGACAACGAGCUGCGCUGUCUGCCCGCGGAGCUGGGCGGCCUGAGCCGGUUGAGGGAACUAAAUUUGGGAAACAAUAUCUUUGAGGAAGUUCCAGAACAGCUGAAAUAUCUCAGUUCACUGCAAAAGCUUCACUUGUUUGGAAAUAAGAUUACUACAAUAUCGCCCACAAUAUUUGAUGGAUUAGAAAAAUUGGUACUUCUCAAUCUGAACAACAACAAGCUUAAAUAUCUUCCUCCAGAAAUACACAGGUUAGAAAAUCUUGAAAACAUGAAUUUAAACAAUAACCAGCUGGAAAGUGUUCCCAAAGAGCUAUGUUCCUUGCAAAAGCUCUCUGAACUCCAUCUAUCUCACAAUUGUCUCAUCACAAUACCUGAAGAGAUUGGAUACAUGACGAAUCUCAGAAUGCUGUGCCUGUCAAGAAACCAAAUAGGAGUGCUCCCUGACGGCCUUUGCAAACUGAGAAAACUAAGAAUUCUAGAUGUAGCAGGGAACAAAAUUCAGAUUUUCCCAAUAGCAAUGGAGGACCUUAUGCUGAUGGAACUUUACUGUGAAAAUAAUCCAUUGCUCCAGAAACAGCCUGUUUCUGCCAUACAAGAGGAAGAAGUUUGGUCUCUUAAGGAAAUAGCGGCAAGAUUUAUUUUCAGUCAGUUAACCAAAGAGGACUCCAUUCUACAUACUGCAGUAAAGCAGAACCUGGAAGCAUGCAAUAUACUUUCCAAAAAACAAGAGUGUGCUCAGUGUGGGCAAGGAUUCCUGAAUAUGUGGCUGGAAUGUGUACGUUUUGUGAAUGUAAGACAGAAAAUGAAGAUAAGCAGAAACGUGCACCUCUUGCCUGUAAGGACAUUGCUGUGCUCUUACAAAUGCUUUAACCAUCCUGGCCAUGGAUUCUUUGGAAUUGCUGUACCAUAGAGCAGGCAAGGAAUUCACUCAGUACAUCAAUCAGAUCGCCCUCUUUGGUAUUGUUUACCCUUACCCGAGAGCUAGUUCUUAGAGUUCAGUAUUGUGUCUGUUCUCAAUGUAAAAUGUAUAUUAUGGAGAGAUAAUGAAUUACAAAGAAAUGAUCUCCAUGUACAUAAUUAUUCCGUUCAACUGUGUGAUGCUGAUGUUUUUUGGCAGACUUAACACAGCUUCUAAAAGUGGAUGAAUUAAACCAAUGACAUUGUUUAAA